This is a messenger RNA of Cladophialophora yegresii CBS 114405, 1281 nucleotides long. Its product is annotated as glutaryl-CoA dehydrogenase. Gene Ontology annotation, biological process: fatty acid beta-oxidation using acyl-CoA dehydrogenase; fatty-acyl-CoA biosynthetic process. The record is from RefSeq and is a predicted model, not a curated record. The coding region runs from base 1 to 1281 and encodes 426 amino acids. Gene Ontology annotation, cellular component: mitochondrial inner membrane. Gene Ontology annotation, molecular function: flavin adenine dinucleotide binding; glutaryl-CoA dehydrogenase activity; fatty-acyl-CoA binding. The transcript has a single exon. NCBI's taxonomy places the organism in Eukaryota, Fungi, Ascomycota, Eurotiomycetes, Chaetothyriales, Herpotrichiellaceae.
AUGCUGUCACGUCACCUUCUCAGUCGAGCUGCGCGUGCGCGCUCCAAUCUAGCAGCGCGUGCGGCUUUGCGCCGACAUGCCUCCUCUGCAGCUGCCUUCAGAUGGGAAGAUCCCCUCAACCUUUCCAAUUUUCUGACCGAAGAGGAGCAAGCGAUCCAGGAGACAGCACAUUCGUAUUGUCAGGAGCGUCUGCUCCCCAGAGUGCUGGAAGCAUACCGCAAGGAAGACUAUGACAAGAAAAUCCUGGAAGAGAUGGGCGAGCUUGGUCUACUCGGCGCCACCAUCAAAGGCUAUGGGUGUGCCGGUGUGAGCAAUGUUGCGUCCGGUCUGAUAACGCGAGAAGUUGAAAGAGUGGACUCUGGAUACCGUUCAGGCAUGUCUGUGCAGAGCUCGUUGGUCAUGGGACCUAUUGACGAGUUCGGGACCCAAGAGCAAAAGGACAAGUUUCUGGAAAAGUUGGCAAGGGGACAGUUGGUGGGCUGUUUCGGUCUGACUGAGCCUAACCACGGCUCAGACCCAGGCUCAAUGGAAACAACUGCGAAGCCGCAUCCCUCCAAAGAGGGGUAUUUCUCGCUCUCAGGUGCUAAGACGUGGAUCACCAACUCGCCCAUUGCUGAUGUCCUGCUCGUUUGGGCGAAGCUACAGGAGACAGGGAAGAUCAGAGGUUUCCUGGUCGAACGAGAGAAGUGUCCUCCAGGUACCCUCGAAACGCCGCCGCUGAAGGACAAGAACGGACUUCGCGCAUCCAUAACGGGUAUGAUCCAGCUGGAUGAAUGUCCCGUGCCAAAAGAGAACAUGUUCCCGGAAGUCGAAGGACUGAAAGGUCCUUUCUCCUGCCUCAACUCGGCCCGUUACGGUAUUGCGUGGGGAACAAUGGGUGCCCUCGAAGACUGUAUACAGCGAGCUCGAGAAUACGCCCUGGAGCGAAAGCAAUUCAAGAACAACCCGAUCGCAAAGUACCAGCUGGUGCAGAAGAAGCUAGCCGACGCUACAACAGACGCGGCCUUCGGCCUUGCUGCUGCCUACCAAGUGGGGAGGCUGAAGGAUGAAGGCAAGGUCGCUCCCGAGAUGAUUUCGAUGAUCAAGAGACAGAACUGCGACAGGGCCUUGGUCAAUGCCAGGCAUCUGCAAGAGAUUUUCGGCGGAAAUGCGGUCAGCGACGAGUAUCACAUUGGACGGCAUGUGUCGAAUCUGUUUGUGACUCAAACGUAUGAAGGGCAGAGUGACAUCCAUGCCUUGAUAUUAGGAAGAGCCAUUACUGGCCUCCAGGCGUUUUGCUAA